AUGGAGCGAGGAGCCAAGAGGACGGGGCCGGUGCUCCCGGCCGCCCGCCCCGGUGCCCACCUGCGGCCCCCCGUGCUCCUGCCUCUCCUGCAGCUCCUGCAGCUGGCGGCGGGGGGUCCGCUGGGCCCGCUGUACCUCAUGCCGCCCAGCGUCCUGCAAGCGCUGUCGAGCCGCGGGACGCUGGUGCUGGAGGCGGCGCUGAGGAGCGCCCUGCUCGCGCUGGAGGCGGCCCUGGCUGAGCAGCAGCGGCAGCGCGGCGCCUGCGGGCUCUGUGCCCCCUGCCUCUUCCCGCCCUGCGCCAACCUCACCCGCCGCUGCCCACCACCAGCCGUGCCCCCCACCAUGCCCCCCAGCUGCCAGACCCUGCUUGAUGCCCAGGCACUGCCCGAGCUGUCCCAGCGCAACUGGGCGCUGAGCCAGGCGUGUGCCCCCUACCAGCGCCUGUGCCCAGCUGAGGGGGCCCAGGGGGAUGCCUGUGUCCCACUCAGCGCCGGGCAUUGCCGCCGCCGCCUCCAGGAGUGYCGGCUGGCGACCGCGGCGCCGAGCGCGGCGGCGGCAGCAGAGGCGGCGACGCCAGGGAGCUGCGGGCACCGCGCGGGCCCCCGCGCCAACGCCACGGCGCCCCGAGGACGCAUCAUGGGCGGCGGCGCGGCGCCGCACGGGGCCUGGCCCUGGCUCGUGUCCGUGCGGCUGCAUGGGGAGCUCAUGUGCGGAGGGGUGCUGGUGGGACCCGCCUGGGUGCUCACGGCCGCCCACUGCUUCGCUGGGCAGCAGAACGAGCUGGCGUGGACCGUCGUGGUGGGCGACCACGAGCUGAGCAAGAGCGACGCGGGCGAGCGGGCCGUGCCCGUGCGGCGCAUCCUUCCUCACCCCAAGUUCAACCCCAAGACGUUUCACGGCGACCUGGCCCUGCUGGAGCUGGCGGCGCCCCUGGCACCGUCACCCACCGUGAGCCCYGUGUGCCUGCCCAGCGGCCCCGCGGAGCCCAGCCCGGGCACCGCCUGCUACAUCGCUGGCUGGGGCUCYCUCUAUGAAGAGGGGCCGGCGGCCGAGGUGGUGAUGGAGGCGCAGGUGCCGCUGCUCAGCCAGGAGACGUGCCGCGGCGCCCUGGGCAAGGAGCUGCUCACCAGCGCCAUGUUCUGCGCCGGAUACUUAUCCGGCGGCAUCGACUCCUGCCAGGGCGACUCGGGGGGCCCGCUGGCCUGCCAGGACCCCUCCUCACACCGCUUCGUCCUCUACGGCAUCACUUCGUGGGGCGACGGGUGCGGUGAGCGGGGCAAGCCGGGCGUCUACACCCGCGUCGCUGCCUUCACCAGCUGGCUCAGCCUCCAGAUGGACGCCCCGUACACCAGUCGGGAGCCCAGCUGCUUCGAGCUGCUGGCGCUGUCCCAGCUGCGCCCGGAGCAGCAGCCGGCCGAGCGCUCCCGCCUCUGCGCCUUCUACACCAGCGGCUGCCCAGCGCCCCUGGGCCGCGCCGCGUGUGCCAGCCGCGCCGAGGAGAUGUGCCGAGCCCGGAGGCGGCGGUGYGAGCUGCACGCCUAUGCCCAGACCUUGGUGGAUCUCCUSCGCCAAGCUGGGGACUUCUUCCGAAACCAGCUCGACUUCUCCUUCCUCACCCGCACCCUGCCCCAGCUYGUGGGCAGGAUCUACAGGCACCUCUUCCCUGCCCGUGUCCGCAGGGAUGCCCCAGGUCUGUCCAUGGCAGGGAGCCAGCCCAGCCCCACAGCAGAGAGUCACCUGGGACAUCGUACCCUCCCCACCAGGCAGGUUGUCAGGCAGUCACCCCCUUUCGCUGGGCUCUUUGGGACUGUAGGACCUCAGCUGCAGGACUGGGUGGAGGCACUGAGGGCCAUGGCAGGGAGCAGCUCCUCAGCACCCAGCCCAGAUGGGGAGAAGCUGCCCGGAGAGACAUGGCUCUUUCUGCAGCAGGGUGAGGAGGCAGUGGAGGAGCUGGUGGGCCAAGGCAGAGCCUUCCUCACCCAGCUGCGGGCAGAGCUGGGCCUGGCCACCCGCCUYGAAGCCACGGAGCUGCAACAAGCACCCGGAGACCCGUCAGGGAGCCCUGUGCUGAAGCGCGGGCACCUGCAGGAGAAACAUGAUCUGGUGCCCACAUUGCCCGAGGGGAAGGAAGAGGAGACCGUUGAGAGCCGAGGCUGUGCCGGUCUCAACGAGUCGGCAGUGCGGGUCAGCGCGGUGCAGGASCUGUACGCCUGGGUGCUGCGGGUGCCCGAGGCUGACCUGGCCAUGACUUUCCAGGAGAUCCUGGUGGACUUAGGCUCCAAAAACGCCAAGGGGCUGUACCGGGCUCAGGUGCGGGCCAUGGUGGGGGGUCGCUCCACGGCUUUUGCUGGCCUCGUGGGCCUGGAGAGCGACUCGCUGGCCCGUAGCAUGCCUGGCCUGGUGGCCUUGGCGCUCGAGGCCUUGAAAACCUAA
Messenger RNA from Nothoprocta perdicaria, 2433 nucleotides. It is a transcript of the gene PRSS56, whose product is annotated as serine protease 56. Gene Ontology annotation, molecular function: serine-type endopeptidase activity. Lineage: Eukaryota; Metazoa; Chordata; Aves; Tinamiformes; Tinamidae. Gene Ontology annotation, biological process: proteolysis. The coding region runs from base 1 to 2433 and encodes 810 amino acids. The transcript has 17 exons. The record is from RefSeq and is a predicted model, not a curated record.